CUCUCCUCCCUCCCCUGGUCCCCUGACAGUGACAGUCUCUCCUCCCUCCCCUGGUCCUCAGUCAGUGACAGUCUCUCCUCCUUCUUUCCCCAGUCAGUGACAGUCUCUCCUCCCUCCCCUGGUCCCCUGACAGUCUCUCUGGGCAGGGGCCGUGUGACGUCAGCCCAGCUGCACUGGCAGAGAGAUGUGAUGGUGGAUGUGAUGCUGAGCUCUUCUCUCUGCGCUACGAGCUCACACAGGAGCCAUGAUGUUAGCAGCCGAGGAUUGUGCAGGAAAAUAACCAGCUGUGUGCGAGGUGUCUGUUUAUUAUGUCAUUCAGUUUUCGAGAUGUUUCCUGCUGAUUAACCAAUGACCUGAAAGAAGCCAUUCGCUAUGGAUAGCCCACCCAAGCUUGCUGGAGAGACCUUAAUUGUGCAUCACAUCCCACUGGUGCACUGCCAGGUACCAGAUAGACAAUGCUGUCAAAAUGCCAAAAGAUCCCAUGGUUACAGCCAGAAUGAUUUAGGAAUCACCAGAACAAACUCCCUUCCUGAGCGGGAAGUUUCACAGACAGAUUCACUUGUGUAUAGCAGUUUAAUUCAGGCUCCUGAACACCCUGUGAGUGAGAGGGGGACAAAGAAAGAGGAAGACUGGCUAGGACCUAGUACUAGAAAGCGCCAUAACCCGUUCCUGUCUAAUGAGGAAGAGCAGAAGAUCAGUGAAUUAAGUGAAAAAACUGUGGACAAAUCAUUUCACCUUCAUGGUACUUUAAGUGGAUCUAAAGCAGGUUUUCUAUACCAAGAACUAGCAUUACCACCAUUCCAUCUUCAUGAAACACAACCUAUUGUGAAGCCUUGGAUGUUGACUACUAGGUCAGGUCCAGUAGAUGGACAAGAAGAAAAGAAUUUGCCAGAUUUAAUGCAAAAGGGAAAUAAUGGUAACCAAGUUCCAUCAGGUUCAAUUAUUGAGGAGCAUGACUGGCAACAGCAUGCUGCCCCUAGCUUUUCGCUGGACUGGAACCAGAGCUCAGAGCUAGAGAACCAAGAUCUCCUACAAAGCAGAGAUUGUAGCUGUAAUGGAUCAGAUACAUUGGGCCACUGUAGAUGCUACAGUGCAUCUAGCCAAUCAGAAAUGGACCAGCAAGUAAGUUAUGUAAGUGAUUCCUCCUGCAAUAGUUCUGAUGGAAUUCUAGUGAACUUCAGCACUCUGUAUAAUAAAAUGAAUGGACAACCCAGGUCAAAUCUGAAUUCUGGAAGUCUUUCCUGUGACUCAUCAUUCUGUAGCCAUGCAGACACAGGAGCUUUCUAUCUUGAUCUGCAGACGUCACCAACAGAAUCCAAGAUGUCUUGUGAUCAUCAAGACGACUCUGAAAAGCCAUGCAGAUGCCGCAACCAUCAAUCUUCUCCAGUGUUGGAUGCCAACUGCAAUUCAUACAAUCUCAGCUAUGAUGCAGGACAGUGUCCUGCAGAAAGCUCAGAUCUCACAUCUUGCUUUCAGAGCCAAGCCAGGCUUGUGGUGGCAACUCAGAAUUACUACAAAUUGGUCACAUGUGACUUAUCUUCUCAGUCAUCUCCAAGCACUGCAGGUUCUUCUAUUACUAGUUGCUCGGAUGAUCACACAAAGGGAAGUCCAGUACAGCCCACUGAAUAUUUUCUCUUCCAGCAACCACAAUCAAGUACAGAUACAAAUGAUUCUAAAGCUUCCAUAGAGAGGUCAAAAUCAGAUAUCAUUGACGGACAGGUUUACAUUAAUGUAUCACCGCCAAAUUUUAGUGCUGGAAGACAAAGGUCACGUAGUUAUGAUCGCAGCCUAGACAAAAACCCAUCAACUCGAUUGGGUUCACUGGAACGUAUGAUGAGCUGUCCAGUCAAACUUAGUGAAGGUCAAGCAGAGCAAGCCCAGGGAUCCUCUCCUAAGAGAGUAACAUCUUUUAUGGAGCUAGCUAGGAGCCGAAAGAAGAAUGGUUCCAGCCCCCCAAUGAGAACCAGUGGAGAUUCCUCCCUUGAGUUCUCACCAAUUCCAGAGUUGCAGAGGGAUGGUAUUUCAGAGCGGGGAGAAUUUCGCAGUCACAGCCUCCCACCAAUGUCUUUUCUUCAUUGCUUGAGCCGUACCUGUGAGGGCUGUCCAAGUGAAAGUUUGGAUAAUAAAACCGCAAUCUCCAGUAAUGGUUCUGUUACCACCCAUACUUCAGUAACUUCUGAUGGAGGAGCUGAGCAAACUUUACUGUGCAAUAUGGUGGAAUCAGGAAGCACCGGCCUAAGCUUCCUCCACAGGGACCCACGAGUCAAAGAAGAUGGUGUUGGAGCAGAGGCCAAACCUGUUUUUCGGUACAGCAAGGACCAGCGCCCAACCACACUGCCCAUCCAACCCUUUGUUUUCCAGCAUCACUUCAGCAAGCCCAAGACUCGUCCCCUGCACAGUCAUUUUACAUCCAGCUUGUCCCAGCUGUAUGGUUUGUCCAGCAGCCGAUCCUCCAGCCAACAUAAUGUGUUAGACUCUCAGUCUUCAGCUCCAGUCACACUUUGUGGUCAGGCAGAUGGAACUAGUAACCAGGUUAACAAUGUUGCUGGGAAAUUUUCUCUGGAUGGAGUGAUCAGCAACAAUGAGAAUCAGAAUAAAAAAUCAGCCUCAGAAACAACUCGCCCAUCUCCUUUGGGAAGUUAUUCUCCAAUCAGAAGCAAUGCCACCUUCUUUCAGAGCACAGACUCAGGCACAUCCACUUCACCUUCACCGGAAAAAGCCAAGGAGACUAAGCCUCCUCGAAGCCAUUCAUGUCCUCUAUCAGCCAACCUUCUCCCUGAUAGGGUACCUCCUGCAAGGGGGACAACCUUACCAGGAGCUGCCAAGCCCACCCGAAAGUAUGAAGUGACACCUAAACUGGAGAUCCAAAGGUCAGCGAUUAAAAGGGAGACAUUAAAGGAACCCAGCACUCAGGUGUCUAAACAUGGACUCCCUCCUAUCACCUCAUUACCGCUUCUUAGCACAACUGUACCUGAGGGCAGCCAGAUGUUACCUCCUAGAAAUGAAACGGAGAAAGGCAAUAGAUGCGCAGCAGAGAAUAUCAACAUGUCACGUCCUGUAAAUGCCAACCACCUCUCCCCCCAAGCACUGAAAUGGAGGGAGUAUAGGCGCAGGAACCCACUAGGGUUGGACCAUGUAAACGGCUUAGCUGGACUGUCUGGCAGUCUGGACAGAAGACAAGAAACGAAGAUUAAUCGCAGGAGCCAUUUCUUCGACUUUCCCAGCAGUAUUCACGGCAACCACCUUCACUUACGAAUUAAUGGAAAGCCAUCUGCUCUCAGCUCGAGUGACUUUUUUCCAGAUUACUUCUCUCUGACGGAGCGCCCACCAGCUGAAUUCUGCCUGUCCCCAGACAGUAGUGCUGAAUCCGUGUCCAUCGACUUUCAGCAGAAAAGAGGGCUGGUCAAAGCUGUGAAUAUCGCAGUUGAUCUUAUUGUGGCUCACUUUGGAACAAGCAGAGAUCCUGGAGUUAAGGCUAAGCUAGGAAACAGCUCUGUUAGUCCAAACAUUGGACACCUGAUCCUGAAAUACUUGUGUCCAGCAGUUAAAGACAUCUUGAGUGAUGGACUGAAACCUUGGGUGCUGGAUGUCAUCAUUGGGCAGAGAAGGAACGUUCCCUGGUCAGUAGUGGAAGCCUCAACACAACUGGGUCCUUCCACCAAACUCCUGCACAGCUUGUGUAGUAAAGUUACUCAGUACCCUGAACUAAGUAAUCACAGUAUGAGAUUCAAUGCUUUCAUCUUUGGUCUUCUCAACAUCCGCUCGGUGGAGUUCUGGUUUAAUCAUCUCUAUAACCAUGAAGACAUUAUCUGGGCUCAUUAUGAGUCUGUUGGCUUCCUGUCAUUGUCGCAUGGUGUAUGCCAGUCCCUUUUUGAAGAACUGUUGCUGCUUCUUCAGCCUCUGUCCCUGCUACCCUUUGACUUGGACCUCCUCUUUGAGCACAAUCUGGUCCAGAUGAGCCAAGAGCAGCAACAGAAGAAGGAAAUGCUUCGAGUUAAGCAGGACUUGCUGCAAUCUGUUCACUCCACUUUACAACUCAUGAGGAACAGAGAGGAGGAAGGGGAAGCAAACCAGAAGAAGAAGUUGGCACAAAAUGCAGCCUCUGAAUCUCUAGAACUUGAGAGACCGACAGGAGAGGGGGCUGCAGCUGCAGAGACUGAUGAUAAGAAAUUAGAAAAUGUAGCAGAGGUAAAAAAAGACAAACAAGCUGGGUGGUGGUACCAACUAAUGCAGAGCUCUCAGGUUUACAUUGAGAGCUCGUCUAAUACAGCCAGAUUCACACGCCAAGAGAGGAGGAGACCAGGAACUAGUGGCACGCCUAAAAAAGCACCACCGCCCCGUGAGGGGGUUGUAGAAGGUGCAGAGGCCUUUUCCACCUCGGAAGGAAAUACAGAAGAAAAAUGCUCCAAAAAGGAUCAUUUGGAAUAUGGGCAGAAGGCUGAAAGGCGGUCAUGGAUGGGCAGUCCUCCUGAGUCAGUGUUAAAUGAACUGAAACAAGGAAAGGAGAAGGAGGCAGUGAACCCACAAAAACAUUCUGUGGCUGCUCCAGAAAAUGCAGGAAAGGAGAACACGGUACCUGCACAGAGCAGCCCAGUUAGAAAAUGGGGUCAUCUCUUUGGGUCCAGACGACAACAGGGUGAAGGCAAGCCGGUGAAUAGGCUCCCUUCAGGCUGGCUGAGUCUGGAUAAGUCUGUACUUCACAUGGUGGCUCAGACGGUGAGCGCUGGAAUUUGGGGAGAUUCUGCUUCUGAGAGGGAGGAAGCAGAGACUGAAGCAGAAACAGCACCAAGCUCACCAUGCACUGAGAAUCCUCGACAAGUUACAGACUACUGUCAUCGCAGUGAUUCAGGUCAGCACAACUUCAGCUUUAGCCAGUCUGACCAGCAGCGAUUUGGUCUUGGAAGUGGAGGUCGGCUAAUGCCCCUUAAAUUUGUUCCUCAUAAUAACCAUGCAGACUCUUAACAUGGACUGACACAGUCAAGAGUACAACUGUUGCAGACUGGGUUCAUUGUGAUGGCGGCAUGAGGAACACGCCAAGUCUUUUUCUGGUUCUUCAGUAGAAUGGAGCUGCUGACCCAUCAAUGGUUCUUUUUUCCUCUGAGAGGCAACAGGAGUCAUUACUAACUCAACAGAUGUGGGUUAAAUAGUGUUAAUACAGUAUUCUUUCUUCCUGCGCCCAUACCAACGUGCACGUGUGCUAGCCGUGAUAUUGACGUGAACUGUGCAUGCAGAUCGUAGGAGAAACUGUUAAUUUUCCCACUCCUUACCUUCCUCUUCCCUAUCCCUUUUUUCCCUAUCGCUCUAGCACCUUAAACAAUGAGCAGCACUUAAUAGGCCUUCCAAAGUCAUUUUAGGACAAACUGAGCUAAAAUCCACUAAAAUCAGCCGCUUAAAGAACUUGCAGUCAUGUAAUGUAAUUCAUUACAUAAUUUACAAGUUGAUACAGUGUGAGAUGAUGCAAGAAUACAUGAGAACACAUGCAACACUGUCAUGCUUUCAAUACCUAGUGAAGUUACCAAGUAGUAUUUUAUGUAAAAGCAAUGGGGAAUCUAUAGUGCAGACAAUACUUGUUGGUGAGCUGUUUAUUUAAAAAAACUAACUGUGACUGAACUUGGUUACAUCGUCAUUGCAAGUAAUUAGGUUCGGAGAAUAGAACGCUCAGUACAAAAAAUGUUAUAUAUAUAUAUAUAUAUAUAUAUAUAUAUAUGUGUGAUAUAUUUCACAUAGACACAAUUGUUCCUUUUGUGUAUUUAAAAAGAUCAUUAUUCAGUUCCAAGGACAAACUGAACGGGUCAUAAAUAGCUAUAUGCUCCAUAAAUAGGUAUAAGCAUUUGAAUGGGUCUGGAGAGGGAGUGCUGGCAAUGCCAUAGUCCUGUAGGUACACAGGGAUGACUAAUUUGUUUAUGCGCUGGGUGCUUUAAACUGCUGUACAUAUUAUCUAAGAGCUUUGCAUGGGUAUAGUAAAGAGAGCGCUGUACUGCUGGUAUCCUUGACGUAUCCAUAUUGUAUACAAAUGAAAGGAUAAUCAGUUUACUGGGAAAAGUAAGGGCAGCUUUUCCCAUUGUAGAUAUGGAAGUGGAUGUAGUGAAUGCUGCCCCACCUGCUGUCUGCAUCAUAUUGGCCCCUAUGUACAAAAAUACAAUGAAAGCUGCAAUUUGUGAACAAAGAAUGUGCAUAAAACUGAAAAAGUCUAUAAUGAAAGCUCAUUACCCUUUUGCAUUUAACCAUUAUCACCCUAGAAUUAUAUGCACAGCUUUUCUGCCCAUAAAAUAUUGCUGAGUACCUUAAAUGUAAAAUUACAUGUAAGUACUUGCAAUUUGUAUAAUAGCUAUCAAGGUUUAAAUCUAUAAUGUCAAGUAGAGUUUAAUCCCAAGGUUCUAAACUUACUGCCACAUUUAUUUUAAGAAACAUCUGGCAUACUGGAAAAAUAAUUUAUCAAAAAGAUUAGAAAAAUAUGGUGCUGAUGUUUUGGUGGUUAGUCCCAUUACUGAGUUAAUGGCAUGAGGCAACUGCAUCUUACAUAUGCCUCUGGGGAAGGGACUUGGGCUGUAGGACAUCUAUGUAGUGCUGUGAGAGGUGGAUGUCAGUAGCAAGGUCAGAGUCAGGUGCAUGUCAGACUUUGUGUCACAGAUCAUGCAUGGCUUUGGUUAUUGCGGAUAAAUGAACUGAUUACAGUAUGAUCAUGUCAAUAGGAGCGUAAGUGUGACUUUAUGUGGGAUUUCGGCUGCCUUAUUAUUGGUGUUAUAAGGGUGGUUGGCAGUGUGAGUGUGCUUUGGACUUUGAUGCUUGUGAGGCUCCUUGUACUGAACGUCUAUAGAAAAAGUGGAAGACUGUAGCUUGGAUACAAAUCUGAUUCUGAUAUACAGGAGUAAAAUUACAGGGGAAUGCUCAUUCCUGUUAUUAGUGUGGGAGAAGGUUGAGUAUAAAUGUACAAAGAAGUUGUUGGUUAUCAGCAGUUAUCAGCUUUGUGAGUGGUAGUUGGAGCACAAACAUGCAAGUGGCUUAGUGUGCAGUAUCUGUGCCGUGAAGGCUUGCUCAUUAAUGUGUCUCUUGUGUACAGAACAGGAGGACUUCAUCCUGUUAUGUGAGUGGAGGCAGUAGUGGUUUGCUAUUGAGGCAUUGAUAUUUGAUUAACUAGAACUCAAAUAGUUGCACCUAUUGUUAUGAUAAAAGGAAGGCGCUGCAUGGCUUCAAAUGAUUUGGUCAGCUUGUGCUUAGUGAGGGAGGUAAGCUGUGGGGCUUGUUUAUGGCUCACGUUGGGGAAGGUUGGCUUUAGAACUUGUGCAUGGCUCCAAGUGAGGGAGUUUGGAUGGAGUACUUGUGUAUGGCUCCAUGUAAGGGAGGUCAGCAGCGGAGCUUGUGUAUGACUCUGAAUGAGGGAGAUGGGCUGUAAGGCUUCUGCUUGAUUCUAAGCAAGGGAAGUUGGUUUUACAUCUUGUGUAUGUCUUCAAGUGAGUACAUUUGGCUGCAGUACUAGUGCAUGGCACUAUGUGAGAGAGAUCGGCUGUGGGGCUUAUGUAUGGUUAUGUGGGGUUUUUGCAUUGCUGUAAAUAAGGGCUUGUGCAUGGCUUCCUUUGAUGGAGUUUGACUCUGGGUCUUGUGUAUGAUUCCAAGUGAGGAAUUUGGCUGUGUGGUUUGUGUACGGCCCCAAGUGAGGGUUGUUGACUGUCUGGCUUGUGUUUGGCUCCAGAUGAAGUAGGUUAGGUGUAAUGCUUGCGUAAGGCUUUAAGAGAGGGAGGUCAGCUAUGGAGCUUGAGUAUACCUCCAAGUAAGAUAAGUUGGUUGUGGGGUAUGUGCAUAGCUCCAUGUAAGGGAAGAUGGCUGUAAGGCUUAUGUAUGGGUUCAGUUGAGGGAGGAUGGCUGUUGGGUUUGUGCAUGGCUCCAAGUGAAGGAGGCUGACUGUGGAUUGUGCCUACAGUUCCAAGUGAUGGAAGUUGGCUGUUUGUGCAUGGCUUCAAUUGAGGGGAGUUAGCCUUAAGGAUGGCUGUUGGUCUUGUGUUUGGCUCAGAGUCAGGGAGGUUGGCUGUGGGGCUUGCAUAAAGCUCCAUGUGAGGAAGAUUUGCUGUUAGGCUUGUGCAUGGCCAGCCAUGAGGCUUGUGCACGGCUCAAAGUCAUGGAGGUUAGCUGGGGGGCUUGUGUACUGCUCCAAGUGAGGGAGUUUGGCUGUGGGGCUUGUGCAUGGCUCUACAUAAGGGAAGUUGGCAGAUGAGCUAGUGAAUGGCUUUACGUGAGAGAGGUUGGCUGUGGGACUUGUAUACUGCUCCAAGUGAAGAAGUUUGGCUGUGGGGCUUGUGCAUGGCUCCAAGUAAGGGAUGUUGGCCAUGGAGAUUAUGUAUAGCAGCAAUUAAGGGAAAUUGUCAGAGGGGCUUGUGAAUGGCAUCAAGUGAGGGCAGUUGGCUGUGGGGCUUGUGUACUGUUCCAAGUGAGGGAGUUUGGCUGUGGGGCUUGUGCAUGGCUCUACGUAAGGAUAGUUGGCAGUGGAGCUUGUGAAUGGCUAUACAUGAGAUAGGUUGGCUGUCAGGUUUGUGUACAGCUCCAUGGAGAGAGGUUGGCUGUAAAGGCUUGUGUACAGCUUCAAAUGAGGGAGGUUGGCUGUGAGGCUUACAUAAUGCUCUAAGGGGUGGGGGUAGCUGUUAGACUUGUGCUUGGCUUCAAGUGAGGAGGGUAGGCUGUUGGGCUCCAGUUGAGGGAUGUCAAGUAAGGGGGGAGUUGGCUGUUGUGUACGGCUCCAUGCAAGGAAUGUUAGCUGUUGGGGCUUGUGUAUGGAUCCUAGCAAGAGAGGUUUCUUGUGGAGCUUGUGCAUGGCACCAAGUAAGAUAGGGUGACUGUCAGGGUUGUGUAAGAAUCCAAUUGAGGCAGGUGGGCUACAAGGCUUGUGUACAGCUCCAAGUGAGGGAGGUAGACUGUUGGGCUUGUGCAUAGAUCCUAGUUAGGGAGAUUGGCAAUGGGGCUUGUGUACAACUCCAGUUGAGGGAGGUCAGGCAAGGGAGGUUGGCAUUGAGUUUGUAUAUUGCCCCUCGUAGAGAGGUUGGCUCUCAUGAUUUUGUGUGACUCAAAGUGAGUGAGGUUGUCUGUUGAGCUUGUGCAUGGCACCAAGUGGGGGAGUCUGGCAGUGAGGUUUGUGUAUGGCCUCAACUGAGUGAGGAUAACUGUUCCACUUAUGCAUGGCUCCAGGUGGCAGAGGUGAGUGUUGUGCUUGGCUACAUGCAAUAGCAAACUUGAGACAUUCUUUAAUAUAUGAGAGGCAAGCUUGAAGCUUUGAUUCAUGCAAGAGAAAGUCUUAGAUAUAUAAAAAGGCAUACUUAUAGCUAGGGUGUGUACACAAUACAUGCUUAGAUAUAUAAGAUGCAAGCUUGUAGCGAUGAUGUGUGCAAGAGACAGGCUUAGAUAAAUGAGAGGCAAGCUUGUAGCUAUGAUGUGUGCAAGAGACGGACAUAGAUGUAUGAGAGGCAAGCUUGUAGCUAUGAUGUGUGCAAGAGACAGGCUUAGAUACAUGACAGGCAAGCUUGUAGCUAUGAUGUGUGCAAGAGACAGGCUUAGAUACAUGAGAGGCAAGCUUGUAGCUAUGAUGUGUGCAAGAGACAGGCUUAGAUACAUGAGAGGCAAACUUAUAGCUAGGGUGUGUACACAAUACAUGCUUAGAUAUAUAAGAUGCAAGCUUGUAGCGAUGAUGUGUGCAAGAGACAGGUUCAGAUAAAUGAGAGGCAAGCUUGUAGCUAUGAUGUGUGCAAGAGACGGACGUAGAUGUAUGAGAGCCAAGUCUGUAGCUCUGAUGUGUGUGUGGCAAGCUUAUGCCUUUUAAAAGUGUGAAUGCAAAUGUAUGGCUCUGAUCUGAGAGAGGCAACUGUGGGGUCUUGAUAUGUGUUAAAGGCAUCCUGAGUGUGACUGAGGAGUGCAAGAGGCUUUUAAGACUGUAGGAGGUGGAUGCCUGUAAAUCAUAGAUAUAAACUGCCAGGCAAUGUGCAAAGCUUUGAUGUUUGAAAGAGAUAGGAGCAGGGAAUGGCAUGAUGAGAGUGGGACUAGAGAAGAUGCAGUAAUAGCAACAAUAUAUGCUAUUAGAUAGAUUUCAGGUUAUUUCUGUCUGUAUGAAAUGACCCAUUUAAAUAGAAAUGGAAAAAUGACUGUUGGUACAAGUAUCACAUAGACAAUUAGUGAAAGCAAUUACUAACCUGAGUGACAGGAAGCUUCCAACUAAACCUUGACACAGUAUUGAAGUAAUGAUAUGGGCAGAAAAGGUACAUUUAUUUCAUGCUCUAAGCAAAGCUCUUUGGAGAAUGUCACAAUAGAACUGAAGUACUUUCAUAAAUUUGGAUUCCUUAUACUAUAUCUUAGACUUUGUCAUUUGCAUCUCACCUUACCAGUCACUCAGUUUUCCAACAAUCAGUUUAACACCUACAGACCUCAGUGUCUUCUAUUUAGUACCCUGUACAUAAACCUUUCCCCCACAGUAACAUUCACCCACACAAAGUAGCAACAAAUAUCACAAUAAUGUAUCAAGUGGAAAGCUUACUAGUCCUUAUUUAUUAAUUGUCUAUUCCAGGUUUUCUUGGCCAGGACUAGUGAAAUUUUUGAGUUCUGCACUCAUCACUUUCUCAUCUUACCAAUUGUAUUCAUUGUUCACACCCAGAUAUCUUCACUUAAAAACGUAAUAACCCAUAACAACCAUUUAAAUCUGGAGAUUUUUUGGAAUCCCCUGAUGCUUGCAAUAACUUACACUCAGUCCAACCUCAAUUUUACUUAGUCUCUGACUGCCCUCACACAUUUCUACCUAGAGUCCAAAUUUCUUAGGUAAGAACUUCCUUUCAACCUCACCAACUGCUUUUAGUGGAUCUUGAAUCUACCCAUCUCCCUUGAGUGAACCACUCGCAUCAACAAAUUAUUCCACUUUACAUUUUACAAAAUGUUUCAUUAACACUAUAAUUUUACAUUUGAGAAUGUAUGUAUUGCUUUCAUGUAACCAUAAAAAUGCUUUGGUCAAAAGGGGAUAUAUAUAUAUAUAUAUAUAUAUAUAUAUAUAUAUAUAUAUAUAUAUAUAUAUAUAUAUAUACAUACAUACAAGAUAACAGUAAUUACUACAAACUAUAGCACUAAAACCAAUAUUAUUUUUAGCUGCUACGACGACACAAAUUUCCUAUCCUAUUAUAUUUCCUACUUCCUCUUGACCAUUCCAGAAAAGGCAACUGGCCCUAACUUUGCUAUCUGGGAUUCCCCAACCUCAGGCAGUGAGAGUUAAUCUGCAAAUCUCCUGGCGUAUGUACAUCUGCUCUUGCCGAAAAUAACCCUUGACUAUUACGUCUGCGCCUGUUCUAUUUGUGUAUUCUGCCAUAUAUAAAUAUAUAUAUUUAUUGGUUUGUUUAUUUAUUACGCAUAUUAAUAAAAAAGGUGCUGAUUAGAA
Molecule: messenger RNA, 11395 nt
Organism: Bombina bombina (fire-bellied toad)
Lineage: Eukaryota; Metazoa; Chordata; Amphibia; Anura; Bombinatoridae
Gene: RUSC2
Product: RUN and SH3 domain containing 2
Exons: 12
Coding region: 373-4962 (1529 amino acids)
Cellular component (GO): cytoplasmic vesicle
Source: RefSeq, a predicted model, not a curated record